AUGGACAAGGAUCGAGCGUUGGAAGAGAUGAUGGGGAAACUCGGAGACUUCGGGCGGUAUCAAUGUUUCCAGUUCAUCCUUCACAUAUUGGCAGCUAUGACAGCAGGAAUGCACAUGCUCUCCUUAGUGACGGUAGCCGCGGUGCCUGACCACAGAUGUGCAUUGCCAACAGAGAGUUUGAAUCACUCCGAGCCAUGGAAUUCUACAAUUGUUUUGAAAUCUAUUCCUUUAAAUGAACACGGGAAACUUGAUGCCUGCAAGAUGUACGGACCAAAUAAAACAUUAGAGGAAUGUCAAUCCUGGAUAUACGAUACUCAAUACUAUACUUCAUCUCGUGGGAUCGAGUGGGACUUCGUGUGCAACAGGCGAUGGAUGGGAGCGUUCGCCCAAACUUCCUAUAUGUUUGGUGUCAUAAUAGGAUCGCUUGCACUCGGCAGACUUUCUGACAAAUUCGGAAGGAAGACGGCGUUUGUUUGGUCUGGAGUACUUCAAUUAAUAUUUGGUGCUUCAGUGGCUUUCGCUACUGAUUACUAUACAUUCGUAGCAAUCCGGUUUUUAUAUGGCAUAUUUGGAUCAGGCGCAUAUAUAGCGGGUUUUGUACUUACAAUGGAACUCGUUGGACCUAACAAACGAACAGUAUGCGGUGUUGUUUUUCAAAUAAUGUUCGCAGUAGGUAUAAUGCUGUUGGCCGCCUGGGGAUACCUACUAGACAAUAGAUUCUACUUACAAAUACUUUAUGCUCUUCACGCAGCUAUUUUGCUUCCGCACUGGUUCUUGAUGGACGAAUCCCCAAGGUGGUUGUGGUCACAAGGGCGUGCACGGGAAUCUGUUGCAAUUGUAGAGAAAGCGUUGAAGAUGAACAAAUCGAAUGAGACCGUAGACGCGCCUUUAUUAGUAUCUCACUGCAAAGCCACUUGUGCGAAGUACACUGAUGAACAUUCCGCAGCAGCAUCGGAUCUUUUUAAAACUCCGAACAUGCUAAAGAAAACGUUGAUUAUAUGCGGUUGUUGGUUUGCUAACUCCGUUGUUUAUUAUGGGUUGUCACUUAACACAGGCAAGCUCAACGGAAAUCCAUACUUUAUCAUAUUUUUAAUGGGCAUUGUCGAACUACCUAGUUAUGUCAUAAUUAUGUACUUCCUAGACCGAGUGGGUCAUAGAGCAUUAAUUAGUACAAUGAUGCUAUUAGGCGGUGUGGCUUGUUUAAUUGUAGUCGCUUUACCACAUGGGUCGUCUUCAACGACCGGUGUGGUCAUGGUUGGCAAGCUUUUUAUAUCCGGUUCAUAUUCUAUUAUCUACAAAUAUUCGGCAGAAUUGUUCCCCACUGUUAUACGUAGCUCCGGAGUAGGUCUAGGAAGCAUGUGUGCGAGUGUUUCAGGCGCCCUGACACCUUUAGUAAGCUUACUAGAUACACUCAAUCCUAAAAUACCUACUAUUAUUUUUGGCUUCUUGGCUCUCCUCUCAGGGAUGUCUACUUUCUUCUUACCUGAAACAAUAGGCCGUGUAUUGCCACAGUCUAUUGAGGAUGGUGAAAAAUUUGGCCUUGGUGACACGUGUUUCACUAACUGCACAGGUCGGAGAAUGAGUGGGAGUACCACGGAUGUUCCUGAAACAAUGCUCCCGUUAGAGCCCAUGGACAAAAAGUCCUAA
Molecule: messenger RNA, 1647 nt
Organism: Chilo suppressalis (striped riceborer)
Lineage: Eukaryota; Metazoa; Arthropoda; Insecta; Lepidoptera; Crambidae
Source: the annotation of a GenBank genome assembly